This is a messenger RNA of Notodromas monacha, 703 nucleotides long. The record is from the annotation of a GenBank genome assembly. Lineage: Eukaryota; Metazoa; Arthropoda; Ostracoda; Podocopida; Cyprididae.
AUGUUUGACAGUCAAGAGAGCCUGAGAGCAAAGCUGAAGGAGGUGUGGUUCAACCGUUACUGCAGGGAUGCCAAAGAUGCUGAUGAUCAUCCUUUGCAACCCAAAUGCAAUGAGGGCUCAAGUGGGUUUGAGCAUGUUUUCUUGGGAGAGCAAAAAUCCAACUCCAUCAGUGGUGUUCAUGGAUGGAUCUACCUGGCCCUACAAGAACAAGCAGGAAACAUCAACUACUUUGGCCACAUGACCACCAGAACUUUUGGGGACAAGGGCAGCGCCAUUGAAUUCGCCUUCACCUGGGACGGACUGAAGAAGCCCAUCUCCAGUGUGUUUGUGGGUGCCAGUCCCGAGUUGGAUCUGGCAUCCCUGAGUGUCUGCUUCCUCCUGCGACCCAACUCUCUCUGCUCCGUGUCCAUCUCCGGCGUGGGAGUCAAGAUUCAAACUUACACUGAGGCCUACAAUGGCCAGCAACUGGUGGGGACGGCGUAUUACGAUGUGUCUAGCUGAUGAGGAUCAUCCGUCAUCAGAGCAGGAGACUGCACGUAUAUACCGUAUACCAUGAUGAUUGCUAUAUAUGCUGCACUUGUGUACAUUAAGUCUAUCCCAACGUCGGGUGUUGGGUUGGGCAGCCCUAAACAAUACAACAACGAUAAUAAAAAAAAAGAAGCAAUGCGCUUAACCCCUUGUAUAUGAAACCCGCUGUCUCUCU